This is a messenger RNA of Haemonchus placei, 222 nucleotides long. The record is from the annotation of a GenBank genome assembly. Lineage: Eukaryota; Metazoa; Nematoda; Chromadorea; Rhabditida; Trichostrongylidae.
AUGUAUACGACGUUAGCGUUCUUCGCUCUGAUUACAGCCGGCUCAGCGUCAGUGCUACCAAUGGAACAUGCCUACAAGGACGGCAAAACCCUCCGAUUGCCCAUCAACGAAAACGAUACAGAAGCCCUUUUUGACAAAUGGGUCAACCAAGCACUGUCAGGAUUAAUGGCAGCAGUCACGGCUGGAAGGUCAGUGAGUUCUAUGAAGUUUGGUAAACCUUAA